GCUCGCGUAUUGACGGUCGCAAAUCGGCAAUAGCGAACGCCGAUUAAAUAAAUUAAAUGAACUUAGAAAUAAAUUAAAAAACAAAUAGUGUCAAUUAGAAGUACAUAUUGUAAAUUAGUUGUUAUGAAGAUGGUCAGGCAUAGAAAAGUAGUUUCGCUAAAGACAGAUAAGGAUGCAAGCAGUAGUUCUGGUUGCAGCGAAUCCUCUAUCGGUAGUAGAACCUUUAAAUUUCUUUCGGUGUGGAAAACCGGCGUCGGUUGCGUUUGUUUUUUAAUUGCGGUGUAUAUUAGCACUCUGGGCUACCUUGAAACACGCGUCAACACACCUUUUGACGAUGAUAAGGUAAGCGAAACGUUGCAUCAAUUUCACAUAUUUUAUUGUAAUCAAGUAAGCAAAAUAAAUAAAUCCAAUAAAGAUACUAAUAUUUAUUCUUCCAGCCACUGGUGUGACCAAAACGACAAUCUAGACACGUAUGGCUGGCUCCGCCACGAUGGGGUCACGUUCGGGGAACAGCUGAUAGUGGACAAACCCCACAAUAUCACCACCUCCUUCAUCAAGACCCCGGGGGGAGAACACGGGGGUCAUUGGACAGCCAGGAUUAAUGUUACUACUAAGGGUCAUGCGAAAGUACCGUUCGUAUUGAUAUGGUAUGCUGCACUAGACGAGUCCUUGGGCCCUGCCGCCCCCCACUCCAGGCUGUGGUAUGAAGAUGGCUCCAUCUUAGGCCAUACUCCUCAACUGCACAACUUUAGGAUCAAUUUGGUGCCUCAGCAAGGCAAACUCCUCCACACGUCAUACUCCGAGGCGAAUGCACCAGGGCUUCAUCUCUUGAAGGAGAAACUCUAUUCUCUACUCAAAAUUGAAAGACAUUCCAUGUUUGGCAAGCUAGCAGUACUUGGAGCUGAUGAUGAACUGCAUAUUAAGGAAAAAGACAUCAAUUUCGUCCCAAUCCAAAUGUUAGUGGAGACUCCGUUUUGUGUAGAUAUUGUGUACACGACAGAAGAUCUCUCUACACCUCCACUUAAGGGAGAGAAGUACGCCAGAGUUUUACAAGAGAAGAAGACAGAGUUUGACGCGGAGUUUGAAUCGAAAUUCCGAUUGGAUGAAAAAGGGUCAUUCUUCCCUCGUGGUUUCCUCUGGGACGAAGGUUUCCAUGGUCUCCUGAUUGGACGCUGGUCUCCAGACAUACAGAUGGACAUCGCAGCUCAUUGGAUGGAUCUCAUCAAUGUUGAAGGAUGGAUUCCUCGGGAACAGAUAUUGGGAGCGGAGGCGUUAGCAAGAGUACCAAAAGAAUUCGUAGUACAAAGCAACGCGGCGGCCAACCCACCAAUGUUGUUGAUCCAGCUCGCCCACUUCGUGAAGAUACGGCCGGAGCUCUUCGUGACCGGUUCUAAACAUCGCGCGACUUUAGACAGAAUGUUCAGUCGGCUACAGGCAUGGUACCAAUGGUUCCAGACCACCCAGAAGGGAGAUGAGCCCACCUCGUAUAGAUGGAGAGGUCGAGAAGAUGAUGGGUUGCAGCUCAACCCUAAAACACUGACUUCUGGACUUGAUGACUAUCCUAGGGCGUCUCACCCUUCAGACAUUGAGCGACACGUGGACCUUCGAUGCUGGAUGUAUGCAGCCGCCGACGCUAUGAUGACCAUAGCUGAUCUCCUACAGAGGGACUCUAGCAAGUAUGAAGCUACAAAAGACCAGUUGGGCGAUGAAGAACUACUCAACGAGCUCCACUGGUCUACUCACACACAGACUUAUGCAGACUACGGUCUCCACACGGAUGGAGUAAAAUUAGUUCGUCAGCAGCCGAAGAAUCCUUCGGAGCCAGCGAAGGUGGUGAGGAGCGUCACAGUACCACCACAACCAAGACUGGUGACUUCGGUGUUUGGUUACGUCUCCCUAUUCCCAAUGUUAAUGAAGGUCUUAAAGCCAGACAGCGACAAAUUAGGCAAGAUCCUUGAAGACUUGGACAAACCUGAGCUACUGUGGUCGCCUUAUGGUUUAAGGUCCCUAUCAAAAUCCGCGCCACUAUACAUGAAGAGGAAUACAGAACACGACCCUCCAUACUGGCGGGGCCAGAUUUGGGUCCCUAUUAACUAUCUAGCCCUGUCUUCUCUCAAGCACUACGCUAACGCCGGGGGCCCACACGCUGCCAGGGCCGCUGAACUGAACGGGAGACUCAGGGAUAAUGUUGUCCGUAACAUUCUAAACCAAUACAAGAAAACAGGAUACUUAUUCGAGCAGUAUUCAGCAGAAGACGGUAAGGGAUCAGGGUGCAAGCCAUUCAACGGGUGGACAGCUCUCGUAGUACUUAUAAUGGCGGACGAAUAUUAAACAAAGCAUCAGUGAGCUCUAUUCUACCAAUCAAGGACUUUCGUUUGAUAUCCAUAGUGACGGUAGUUGUGGAAAUAAUUAGAUAAUAUUGUAAUUAUGGUCAUCAAGAUUAAGAGUGUGUACCAAAUAUGAUGAUCGAUGUGUCGUCAGGAAGGGGGUGGAAUUACAAUUACUGAAGACCGAAACAAACAAACGGGCAAGCUAAAUAAGACCGUUAGGCGAGAUAGUAGCAAAACGCAAAAAAAUACAAUACAAAAUCUUCGGUACAGGGCCGCAUUAGGAUUGUUUCGGGCCCCUACGUACUAAUGUGGGGGCCCAAUGAUUUACAAGUAAUUUGCUAUCGUGUUACACGGGGGCCCGAUGAUUUACUAAUGUUUGUAAGGGAUGGCAAUAUGAAAAAAUCGUGAAGUUUGUUUAGAGACAUAUUAAAUUGCGUUUUAUGAAUAACGUAAAUAUUUAUCUAUAUUAUUAAAAAUGAAAUUUCCGUUCGUUCGCUCGCUAAAACGGUGAAUCGAUUUGGCUAAUUUCGGUCCCGAAAUGUUCGUGUGAAGUUCAGAGAAGGUUUUAAAAAGUAAGAUAAAAAAAAAUUAAGCAAUACGAAGCUUAUCGGGUCUGUUGGUUUAUUAUUGUUAUUUAUAUUGAAGGUGUUCCCUCACGGGAGCAUUCACAUGUAAUGUUACAUUAUAGAUUCGACUUUGAGCAUUACAUUACAAUAAUACUUCCCUGACUAAAGAGCAUUUGCG
Spodoptera litura is the source of this 3074-nucleotide messenger RNA. Lineage: Eukaryota; Metazoa; Arthropoda; Insecta; Lepidoptera; Noctuidae. The record is from RefSeq and is a predicted model, not a curated record.